UGGAGUUCAAGCAGCUCCAACUGCUUGUGCCUCUUAUUUAGGAUAAAAUUGCAUGCAUUCUCCAAUUGCUUCAUCUUCUCGUUAAUAUCGUCUAUCUCACCUAUUUAUUGUAGUAAGACUAGUUAGAUCUUGUCACAAGAAAAGAGACUUUAGUCAGAUUUUUGAAGAGGAAAUGGAGGUAAAUUAUGGAAACCAUGUUCUGGUUGUUCCUUAUCCAAGUCAAGGACACAUCAAUCCAAUGCUCCAAUUCUCAAAGAGAUUAAUCUCAAAAUAUCUCAAAAUCACCUUAGCCAUAACAGUUCAUGUUGCCAACAAGAUGGAAACUCAAAUCAACUGUCCGGUUAAAGUCGAAAUGAUUUCAGAUGGUCAAGACGAAGGUGGUGUUACGCAAGCAAGUAGUCCACAGGCAUAUCUCGAAAGAUUCGCAAUCGGGGGUUCACAAACCUUGACUGAAAUCAUCCAGAGACAAGGCGAUUUAGGUGAUCCAGUCAGUUGUGUUGUUUAUGAUCCGUUUUUGCCAUGGGCAUUAGAUGUAACCAAGCAAUUCAAUCUUAUGGGAGCUGCCUUCUACACUCAAUCUUGUGCUGUUAGUAGUAUUUACUAUUACGUGCAAAAGGGUAUGAUGAAAUCCCCUGCCACGCUGGGGGAAGUAAUCUCACUUCCAGGGCUGCCACCGUUGGAGUUUUCGGAUCUACCAUCUUUUGUUGCCGGUGUUGGGCCUUUCCCGGCAUUGUUGUCCACUCUUUUGGAGCAGUUCCAUAACUUUGAUAAAGCAGAUUGGGUUCUAUUUAGUUCAUUUGAAAAGUUGGAGGCUGAGUUUGUUUGCUUUUUCACAGGUACUAGAUUGUUUCCAUCAAAGUACUUGGACAAAAGGAUUGAAGAUGAUGAAGAUUAUGGAUUCAACCUAUUUGAGCCGAAAACAGCUUCAUGCAUGAUCUGGCUUAACUCAAAAAAGAACAACUCCGUUGUUUAUGUGUCUUUUGGAAGCCAUUCAGGAGCAAAACAAGAACAAAUGGAAGAAAUUGCGUGGACAUUAUGGGAGUGCGACUACAAUUUUUUGUGGGUAGUGAAAGAAUCUGAAGAAAACAAAAUCCCGUUAGAAUUCCUCGAGAAAGUUUCAACAUCUGACGAAGGAUUGAUGAUAAGAUGGUGUCCACAAUUGGAAGUUUUAUCCCACCCGGCUGUGGGAUGUUUUGCGACGCAUUGUGGGUUCAACUCUACAUUGGAGGCAUUGAGUAUUGGAGUGCCGUUGAUUGGGUUUCCGCAAUGGACUGAUCAGCCAACAAAUGCAAAAUGUAUCGAGGCCAUGUGGGAAGUAGGAAUGAGACCGAAAGUUGAUGAAGAGGGAAUUGCUAGGAAAAUGGAGAUUGAUUUAUGUGUAAGAGAAAUUAUGGGUGGAGGAGAGAAAGGGAAAGAGAUGGGAAGAAAUGCAGUUAAAUGGAAGGAAUUGGCAAAAGAGGCGGUGGAUGAAGGUGGAAGUUCUGAUAAGACUAUUGAGGAAUUUGUAGCUCAAGUUAAAUACUAUUGUAACUAAAUAAUUUAAGUAUAAUCCUAAAAAAUAAUAAUAGUAUUGGAUCGAUAAAAUUGAAUAUAGCUCAAGUUAAAUGUAUUUUGCUUAAAAAAAAUGUAUUAACUAAAUAUAUUUAUCUGUGUGACAACUUACUUAGAGGCGAUUGUAAAUGCGAUUAGUCAGGCGACGCUGAAAAAAUUUCAUCGUUCUAGAUUGAUCUGCUUCUGUUUUUUUUCUUCAAUUUUUUACUUAUAAUCGAUGUUUAUCUGAUUUCUGUGUUAUUAUAAAUCUUUUGAUU
Messenger RNA from Papaver somniferum (opium poppy), 1808 nucleotides. RefSeq names its product UDP-glycosyltransferase 74F2-like. The transcript is spliced from 2 exons. Lineage: Eukaryota; Viridiplantae; Streptophyta; Magnoliopsida; Ranunculales; Papaveraceae. The record is from RefSeq and is a predicted model, not a curated record. Bases 173 to 1534 code for a protein of 453 amino acids. Gene Ontology annotation, molecular function: UDP-glycosyltransferase activity.